Messenger RNA from Andrographis paniculata, 1583 nucleotides. Its product is annotated as protein PHYTOCHROME KINASE SUBSTRATE 3-like. The record is from RefSeq and is a predicted model, not a curated record. NCBI's taxonomy places the organism in Eukaryota, Viridiplantae, Streptophyta, Magnoliopsida, Lamiales, Acanthaceae. Bases 120 to 1367 code for a protein of 415 amino acids. The transcript has a single exon. Gene Ontology annotation, biological process: phototropism.
AAACUCCUCUUAUGGAGUAUCUUAAUUCCCACAACCAAAACCUUAUAAUUAUUACAUAUAUAAAUUAAUUCCUUAUAUAUAUAUAUAUAUUCUUUCUCUGGUGUCGUUUCACUUCCGCCAUGGAUUCCGACGACUGCGCCACCAGUCUCCGAGUCGCCUCCUUCGCCUGCUACCUCGAUACCGCCAAAGACACCACCGUCCAGGACACCCCACCAUUCACCAUCAAAUUCUCCGGCGCCGGCAGCAGCCACCUCCGCGUCGACUCCUUCUCCUACAACCUCGCCGCCGCCGCCGUAGACAACAACUUCGUAUUCGAAGUCCCGGGACCCAUCCAAGACCCGACCGCCGCCUUCACCUUCUCCCACCACGACAUCCCCAAAGACGGCGGCGAGAUCAGCGUCUUCGGAGCCCACAAAUACUUCAACACCAUCCCCGGAAACCACCCCGAUCGCGACCACCACCACCGCCGCCGCCGCAUGACGGCGGCCAAUCCCCUACCCGAAGUCCAUCCGGGCAGCCCGAGCCGCCAGUCCGAGGCCAGCAGCUGGAACAGCCGCUCAGCCCUGAUUGUCCCCGAAGCCGACGUAAUAAAAUCACGAAAUCAAUGUAAUACUAAUAAGCCGAGAAGAACAUUCGGGAGACGAAUCUUCACCGGCUUCGGCUGCAAAGGCCCCUGCUUCGCCAAGAAGUCCAUCCACGUCAGCGAAGCCGCCGACGGCGCCAAGCCGGCUCAGAUUCCCGACGACCCGCGCCAAUCAAUCGAAGUAUUUGGCGGCGCCGCCGCCAAACCUACAAAAUCAAAGGGCUUGUCCAAAAACAUAGCCGCCAAUAUGGAGAGACAGUUGUCAAUGCUGACGUGGGACGCCAUCCCCACCACCACCCCCACCGUCGCCACCGCCGCCGCCGACGACAUGGCGAGUGAAGCCAGUUCCGAUCUCUUCGAGAUCGAAAACAUCUCCGGCGCCGCUGCCGCCGGAAUUAUGAGCCCGGCGUCGCAGUACGCGCCGAGCGAGGCGAGCAUUCAGUGGAGCGUGGUGACGGCCAGCGCCGCCGAUUACAGCACGGUGGUGUCCGAUCACUACAACGGCGAAACUCCGGCGCCGGCGAAUCUAAUGAAUAAUAAUAAAGAGAAGAAUGGAGGAAUGGUUGUAAGGAAUAGGGGGGCAGAAAGGGGGAGAGGUGGGGGGCUUUUGGGGUGCAAGAAUGUGAAAUCGGUGGACGAGAAAUCGCAAGAAAUUAGAACCAAGACAAGUUUGUUGGAUUUCGAUUUGGAUAUAAAUUUAUUUGGGAAAUCACAUUUGCAGGGCAUUAAUAGGAUGAAAAUAGACCAUAUAGACAUAAAGCCACCGUACACUAAACAUCCUUAAUUAGCUACUUACCACUUUUGGGAAUUCGAUCGAUCAUGCAUUCUUGGGACCUAUAUAUAUAUAUAUAUAUAGUUUUGUAUAUAUAAUCAAAUUAUAUGAGUUUUCGUUCUAUAGUUAGAAUGUAUUUGUUCAGUCUUUAUGUUUAGUUUUAGGUGUAUAUAAUGUAAUGUACGAAAAAUUAUGAAUAUAUUAUAGAAGAUAACAUUUUACAUGUUU